Messenger RNA from Parathielavia appendiculata, 4046 nucleotides. RefSeq lists its product as uncharacterized. The transcript is spliced from 2 exons. The record is from RefSeq and is a predicted model, not a curated record. The annotation marks the transcript as partial. NCBI's taxonomy places the organism in Eukaryota, Fungi, Ascomycota, Sordariomycetes, Sordariales, Chaetomiaceae.
CGGAGAAACCGCGACGCCGCCCGACCGAAUUAUCCCUCGCUCCAUGUUGUCAGGCGUGUAGUAUUCGUCUAACCCCAGGCAUUUUGCCAACGGUUCAAAGUGGUUCUUUGACGGAACCAACUACCAUUUCUGCUCGUCUCCCGAUUCUCCCACAAUGCGGGAAAGCAACACCCUUAUGCGACUGCGCCUGGUUGUGCGUCGCCAUGCUCUUCCCGAGGUCCGCGUGGUAUUUGUCGUGCAGCUCGACACCGACCCAACCAUCGUGAACCUUUUGGAGCAGGUGAACGAGAUUGUUCCCCUUGAAAGCAACGACUGGGGUCUGGAGGAUUACGCCGUCGAGCUCCGAGACUCCAGCGGUCAUGCCUUCGACUGCCUGCACUUUCAACAGGUUUCUUUGGUUUUGAACAAUGAUGAACAAGUCUUUAUUCGUCCACUGGACAUUGGAGAUCGCCGCAAGCGUAGAUUGAGCGGGAGAGACCAGAUCACAGCCGACGGCAGGCACCUGAUUGACGGCGUGCCCUUCGGCCGUCCGCGUCUCAGGGGCCCGAGAGAUCGACCACCCAUCGACAUCCCCCCUCUCAAACGUCGGAGGAUUACCUUCGAGGCCGACGAAGAAGAUGACGAGGAACCGAGAUUCCUCCUGACCGAGCAUGGCGAGGACGAUAGAUCCGACCGGCGUGUCCGCAUCCGAGCAGCAUUUGAUGACGUCGAACGCGAUGGGUCUGAAGGCGACGAAGAUGAUGCAGACGACGAUUUCGUAGAUGAGGAUAGUGACGAGGACGAGGGUGACGAGGCCAUCGAAGGCGGAAUCGACGGAUCCGACCUGGAAGCCGAGUUGCGUGAUCUUCAAGAGGACAUCGAAGAGGACGAUGAAGAAUUACAAGACACGGCGUCCAUCCAACCUAAUUCCACGCACAAGAACACCCAGCCUUCAGCGUCGGGGGUUGUCGCGAGACUGGAUCUCGAGACGCUUGACAAGAUAACAGCACUCCGAGCGGCGUUUCCGUCGGUCCCAGCUGACGCUUGCGAACGAGCUCUAAAUCAGCAGCAAGGAAGCACGAAGCUAGCAUAUCUCAGAUUACGGACCCAGCAUCAACCUGCUAUGCCCCUUGAUGCCAUCCUCUCCUAUGUUGGUUCUUCCCCACCCAAAGCCACAGCAACCGAGAAUGCCGCAUCUGAUGAGAGCGAGGCAGAAUCGGUAGCCUCCAUGGUUAAGCAUUACGACCAGCACGGCUUCCCCAGCGGCUCCAUCUUGGCCGGAACGGCGGCCUCUCAGACGGCAGAGGCCAUGCGGAAAUCCGGACAUUCCGUAAAGGUUCCAGUCCAUACCAAGUUCGACGACAUUGUUGCGGUUCCAGCUAAGAAAGUAUCACUUUCCCCCUCCUUUGGCGAGAGAGACAGUUCUGGCGAGUCCGACAGCGAAAGCGAGAGCGAUAAUGGAAGUGAGGGUGACAGUGACAAUGACAGUGGCCCGGAGGUAGCAUCGUCCAAAAUGGCCGAAGCAUCAGGCAGCGCAAGGUUCUUUGGCGGGAGGGGUUUACCGUCCUCAAGCGAGGGCGAGGAUGAGACCGGAGAAGAAAGAGGAAGUGACCGUUCCAGCGAGGACGAAGCUACCAGCAGCGACAGUGACGACAGCGAAGAAGUCGACGAGAGCGCGAGUCAUGGUAGCGACGGCGGCAGCGACAGUGACGACGAUAGCAGUUUCAACGAUGACACGGAUGACAGUAACAAGGGCAGAGGUCAAGAAGCCGGUGGUUCUGCUGACAGCUCAGCCAGCAGCGACGAGGCAGACUCGUCCAAUGAUGACGAGUCAUCAGACGACAGCGCGGAGGAAGCUCCCCAGACCCGCUCAGUCAAUGCAGAGGUCAUCACUGCAAUGGAACCACCUGCUACCCAAGACCAGGAUGCCCAGGAACCACAGUUGGAUGCGACACCACCGGAGCUCAAGAGCGGCUCCGCCGAAACCCCGCGACCGGUGCCGCCCGGACAAGGGAAAAGGUCUACACAGAAACGCAAUGCCCGCAGAAAAGCCGCUCGGAUGGCACAGAAAGCCGCCGGCGGAGGCGAACCGUUACCACCAACUGCCGUUCCGUUACCUGCAGCAGAGACACUGGAGCUUCUCGAGUCAGUGGCAGCCAAGAAAGCGGCGCUGCUUCGGCGAUUUGGCGAGGUGCAUGAGCUCAUCUCACAAGAAGCGAAGGAAGCAACAGUCAACGACAGGGAACAGGAUUCUGCUCCUUCGAACGCGCCUGUGGUGGAGAAGUCGACGCGCAUGGACGGCACUCGGCCCUUGAACAACCACACUCCGCUUAACUCGGUCGAUGGUCAUCCGCGACGGUUUGAUGAUCAACCCGAAGAACAAGCUGAUCCUGAGGCAUGGCGGAAAAAGAUCGCAUACCGCGCGGUGGAAUGCUGCCAGGAGGGGAUUAAACUCAGCGAGCCGCCUUUUCCGUUUGUGCAGCGAUGGGAUCCGCAGCAACAAUUUGUCCACAGAGACGGGAACAAUCGCGGUGGGCGCUCGAAGCGGAAACAGCGGAACCGGGAAGAGUUCUUGGAAGGUAGCCGGGCCAGCACCAAGAGACAGAAAUACGGGAAUUCCAUGGACUACGAUGGCGAUGGUGAGUCGUACGCCAACGACACAACCGGCUACAAGGAGACGAUCCUCAACUACGACGAGGAGUCGCCGGAAACUCGGGAGCAGCCGGAACAAACGUCGGUGCACCCUGCAGACGAGGAAGAGGACUUGCCACCCCUUCCAACCGACGUAUCAACAUUACCGAAACUCCGCCCCGGCGAUGCGGUGGCCGGCAUGAUUGUCUCAUGGAAGCAAUUGCUGCUCUCAAAGGCCACCAACUGGCAGCCCCAGGUGUCCACUCUCACAGGCAUUGUGGUCGACGUGUUGGGCGGCAACACCUUGGAGGUUCGUCUUGCCAAGCGCGACCGAAACAUCGACCGCAGCGAGAGGGUGUAUGACGACGACGGACACCGGGUCUAUGACAAGUUUGAGGUGCCGGACAUGGAUGAUGAAGAUGAUGAAGCCGCCGAACAAGGGUAUCGGACCCUGGAGCUGGCGGAUAUGAUUGAACCCCGUGUUCUUCAAGCCGCCCCUGGCGUUGUUGAGGUUGCGCCGUCGCCCAAGGAACCGUCUGUCCCUGGCCAACGGGAUAUGAUGCGCGAUGCAGUUCAACAUGAGGAACGGUCGUCUAAAGACAAAGUCUCGACUACCCCUGACCAAACACAGGCGGGUCCACAUGAAACCGAUACUCAAGAUAUGGACGUUGACACCUACGGCGGCGGUGGCCAGAGCAUAGUAUCCGAAACUCCUGUCGCUCGGAAACCCGAUGCUUCGAUUUCGGAAGACCGGCGCCACGAAUUCAGUCUCCGCAUCAAUGAUGCGGGUUUUCGCAAGGAUGUCGAUCCCUCAGUCACCACCUUUCCGAACAGCGCAGGCUUAGAUCUAAGCAGUCCGUCGAGACAGUUGGAAGAGAUGUCUCAUGACGCCACUACCAUCAUCGGCUCUCAGGCCGCGCAAUCCCAGAGCCAAGCCAGCCCGCAGCUGCCAUCACAAACAACAUUGAAUAACGUGGACUCCCAGCCGAUUUAUCUCGAGCCUUUCCACCGUCUCUCUGACCCCAUCUCGGAUCCUCAUGAUGGGCACGAUGAACGCCGAGAAGCAUAUACCGCGCUGGAUGUUCUGCCAUCUGAGACGGCCAGCCCUCACAGUGGAAGGCAGGUCGACCCGGCUUUCAGCAUCGAGUUAGGCACCGGUGAUGAUCCCUUUCCCGACAUGGACGAUCCUGCCUUGGUGUCCCGCUCAACCUUAGGUCGUCACAGUGACAUUGGAGAGAACCCUGCGGUCCCCAAGAAGGAGCAUGACAACGACACAGGGUCAAAGUCGGACUCUUCUUUUGCCUCGCUGAGCGACCCUUGGAAAGAAGCCUCGACGAACGGAUCGUUUAAAUCGCCCACCGAGAGUGCCGUCAUGUCGGCCCUCAAAGUCCGGAAGCCGGAUGUGACUCCUGAUUUGGAGUACGAAGAAGCUAUGC